AUGGCAAGAGUGAACGAUACUAGUGGCCGCAUCGCUUCUGAAGCACAAAUGGAUAUCGAUUCCCAUAAUCCAGAAAUUAUCCAACCCACGGCGGAGGAUGACGACGCGAUGCUGCCCAGAGUGGUGAGCGUUGUUCCAGCAAUCUUCGUCCCGGUGGAGAUCGAUUAUACGGAUCCCUUCACCCCUCCCAAGAAUGGGGCCGAACGCGCAAGGAUGGCUCUUGAAUCCAUUGAAUUCCACCGAACCGGCGGCCUCAAGGGUUUCGAGCAUCUCACUGAGCUCGAGCGGCGGCGGAUUCUCGGGCAGGCCAGGAGAUGGAAGUCGGAGCAUGGCACUGAGGACAAGGAAAAACCUGGUGUUCCUCCGCAGGAGGUCGACGCGAUGAUUCGGUGCAUGUCUGCGCCCCGAACGGCGGGUGUAGACUACAAUACACCCACGGAAGGAGUCCCUCCUCCCAACUUCUUGGCUCAUCUGGACAGACCUGACGAGGCGGACUCGCUGAGACAGCUACAUCUGCUCGUGGAGCAGAGCUUGUGCCAACAGAAGGGCUACGAGGCGCACAUGGACAAGAACAAGGCCUGCUGGACUGAGGUGCUGGAGAGAGAACAGAAGACGAUGGAGCUACAGGCAAAUAAUGCCUCGGAGGAUGUUGAGAUGGGUUGA
Messenger RNA from Thyridium curvatum, 663 nucleotides. RefSeq lists its product as uncharacterized. The transcript has a single exon. NCBI's taxonomy places the organism in Eukaryota, Fungi, Ascomycota, Sordariomycetes, Thyridiales, Thyridiaceae. The record is from RefSeq and is a predicted model, not a curated record. Bases 1 to 663 code for a protein of 220 amino acids.